GGCCACCCACCAGUGUCCUUCCCCGACCGGAAGCGAGCUCUGCGGCCCGGUCUAUCUCGAAGCAGCGCCCUCGGAGCGCCCGGAGGUCGGGAUCGGGCGGUCUCUGGGCGCCAUGGCGGCCGUCGCGGCCCUGCGGCUCUUGCGGGCGCAGGUGCCUGGCUGGCUUCGGCGCGGCCCGUGCGCCCCUCUCCCUGCCGGCUUCUGCACCCGGGGGUCGGCGUCGGCGGCCGGGCGGCAGGAGCCGGAGCCGCGUCCCACGGUCGCACGGCAGCGGGACGGCAUCAGCCGCUCUUCCCAGCUCCGAAGUCGCCCUGGAGGGAAGGCCAGCGUGGCACUGCGUGCAGGGAACAUCAUCUUGAGCAAUCCCAAGAAGAGGAACGCACUUUCGCUCGCAAUGCUGACAUCGCUCCAGAAUGACAUUCUUCACGAGGCCGACAGCAAAGAUCUGAGAGUCAUCAUAAUUUCAGCUGAGGGGCCCGUCUUUUCUUCUGGGCACGACUUGAAGGAACUGACAGAAGAACAAGGCCGGGAUCAUCAUGCCGAAAUAUUUCAAACCUGCUCCGAGGUCAUGAUGCUGAUCCGGAACCACCCCGUCCCAGUCAUUGCCAUGGUCAACGGCCUGGCCACGGCCGCCGGGUGUCAGCUGGUUGCCAGCUGCGACAUCGCCAUAGCCAGCGACAAGUCGUCUUUUGCCACGCCUGGGGUGAACAUUGGGCUCUUCUGCUCCACCCCUGCGGUUGCUUUGGGGAGAGCAGUGCCUAGAAAGGUUGCCUUGGAGAUGCUUUUCACCGGGGAGCCCAUUUCCGCCCAGGAGGCCUUACUCCACGGGCUGCUCAGCAAGGUGGUGCCGGAGGAGCAGCUGGAAGAAGAGACCAUGAGAAUAGCUAGAAAGAUCGCCUCCUUGAGCCGGCCCGUGGUAUCUCUAGGCAAGGCCACCUUCUACAAGCAGCUGCCCCAGGACCUUAGAACGGCCUACUACCUUGCCUCCCAGACCAUGGUGGACAACCUGGGCCUGCAGGAUGGGCAGGAAGGAAUCAAAGCCUUCAUCGAGAAGAGAAAACCCGUCUGGUCUCCCUGAGUCGGCAUCAGCAGAGGAGCGGAGGAGGGGAUAGCGCCCCCUUGCGUCUCCCUCACAUCCCCACCCACCACCACUGCGGCCUCCCGAUCGUAGCCAAAGGUGGCCUGCCCUGGUGACGUUGACAGUGGCUGCACGGCGUGUGGCAUGGAUGGACAGCCAUUCUGCUCAUUGCAGUGGUGGGCCCGGGAGCACCAGCAGGGAGCCGGCUAUGCACACAGCCUGGUAUUGGCUAGACAUGUCACAGAAGCUCACGCGCAGGGACCCCCUUCCCUGGAGAGAGGGAGGGAGUAGCUGGGGCAUGAGGGCGUGACGCCAGCCUGACUCAGGCCAGAAAUGACCUCCAAGGAAGAAGUCAAUUCCACUUGCUCAAGCGAGGCGAAUUGUUUCCAGUCUCCACGAGAUUCUCUCCACGUUGAAAAUCCUCUCGAUUCUACUGGGGAAUAAUCAUGCCUAUGGCUUUGGAAUCAUCUUACAGGAUUCAAAUAGACAGUAUUUGUAGCAGCUGGUCAUUUUAUCUUCCCAGACUAUAAGCUGUCUAAGAAAAAAAAAUUAGCUCUUCCUUUGCGUGCCCACUCUGAUGGACACAUGCGGGAUCAUCACAGAAUGAAAAAAAACAAUGUGUACUAUUUUUAAAAAAUCCAUGCAUUGAUUUCAAAAAAAUUUUUGCAACAAAAUAAACACAUCCUUUAAUUCCUCUUG
Messenger RNA from Oryctolagus cuniculus (rabbit), 1777 nucleotides. It is a transcript of the gene ECHDC3, whose product is annotated as enoyl-CoA hydratase domain containing 3. The record is from RefSeq and is a predicted model, not a curated record. NCBI's taxonomy places the organism in Eukaryota, Metazoa, Chordata, Mammalia, Lagomorpha, Leporidae. Gene Ontology annotation, cellular component: mitochondrion. Gene Ontology annotation, molecular function: hydro-lyase activity.